Molecule: messenger RNA, 2078 nt
Organism: Lytechinus variegatus (green sea urchin)
Lineage: Eukaryota; Metazoa; Echinodermata; Echinoidea; Temnopleuroida; Toxopneustidae
Product: ficolin-2-like
Exons: 6
Coding region: 28-960 (310 amino acids)
Source: RefSeq, a predicted model, not a curated record
CAUCACAGCUUGUUGUUGGUUCUCAUCAUGAGCUAUGUAUUGAAUGGAGUACUGGCGGAUAAUGAUGUCGUUUGCCCCGAGAUGGCCAUGUCUUGUCCUCAUACGCAUGUACCAGAUUCUGAUGAAGUCGUCAAAAUGGUUCCGAAGAGAUUACCCUCCGACCAUCAAUUGGCAGGUCGUCCGGAGUUGAAAGGAAUUGAUACAAAAUUGAUUUGCUCAAUACCAGACUGUUUGUCCAAUCCUUGUCUGCAAGGAGAGCCCUGUGUGGAAACAUAUGAUGGGUAUGAAUGUCAAGUAUGUCCACCAUGUACUACUGGAAAUGCAUGCAAAGAGGAGCUUCCAAAAGAUUGCUCUGACCAUUACGAUGCAGGUAAAAGGACGAGUGGUGUAUACUCGAUUUGCUUGGGUUCUGGCAUAGAAGAUGAAGAACGUGUUGAUGUUUAUUGUGACUUGGAUGGUGGUGAUGGAUGGCUGGUCAUUCAACGUCGGCAUGACGGAAGUGUUGAUUUCUAUAGAGAUUGGGCUUCCUACAAGAAUGGCUUUGGAGAUAGAGAGAACGAGUUCUGGCUGGGUAAUGAUAUCAUUCAUCGCAUCACUUACCAGGCAACAUACAGACUUCGAAUAGAGAUGGUGGAUUUGCAAGGCAAUCAUUGGAAAGCUAAAUAUGAUAAUUUUCGUGUUGGAAGUGAGAGUGAGCUGUAUCGCCUCGGUGCUCUCACUUUUUGGGAAGGAUCUGCAGGUGAUGCAUUGUCCUAUCAUGUCAACUCAGCAUUCUACACCUAUGAUCGUGAUACUGGAAAUAACUGCGCCAUGAUGUAUAAAGGAGGAUGGUGGUAUAAUGAUUGUCACCACGCCAACCUCAACGGUCUUUGGUCAUUUGCAAGUGGCACAGGGAUGGCUUGGAAUUCAAAAUAUAUGAAAGGCUCUAUCAUGGCAAUCAAACAACUGGACUCGGAGUGAUUAACCAUUGAUUGACAAAAAACCUUUAUUCAACAUCUAUGGAUAUUUAAUAUUAGUUGAUGUUCAGAUACUCUCUGAUGCUUUGAUUGUCUUAGUCCAAGCAGGUGGUGAAACGUCAAACAUAUCAAAGGGUAUUUCAGGAAGGGAUAUUUAAUUUUGUACUUGUAGACUUAUUUUUUACAGCAAAGAGGAUAUUAAUAUUACAUUCGAAUUUAGCUUUUUGGAGCUGCAAGAGGAAUUGUCUCAUCAAGUAUCAAGUAUCCUGUUAAUAUAUCUGGUCUUCUAUUAACCAACCGUACCGAUAUAAUCUUACCAUUUUCUUUUUAAAAAGAGUUGGUAACUGCAAACUCCUAGCUCAACUUGAUCCUUAUUGAAAAUAAUGAUGUUUAAGAAUUAAAGAUAAAGCCUAUGAUCAUUUGCGUUCAAAAUCAUAUAAUACACUUUUCUGAUGAACAUAAUUUUCUAUAUAGCUCUAUAUCUAAAUGUGAGCUUUAUGGCAAAGUAACCCAAAUCAUUUCUUUUAAGUCAUUUAAACCUUCCGCACAUAUUACUGUCUUGUUCAAAAUAUUAUGUUUAGUAUCCUCAGUUAUAAUGAUCUAAAAUUAGUUAGGUCUUUACUUCAGUAUCUGGUAGGAUGGUUUUGUUUAUUCCGCUGUCUAAGCUAUCGUGCGUCACGAAUUUAAGGAAUUAUUGAAUCUUGGACGAAAGGUGUAAAUUUAGAUGUUAACAAUGUUCAAGUAACAGAAAUCAACAAGUAAAUUGAAAUGUAACAAUAUCAGCUAGAAUUGUAUAUUGAUUUCCUUUUCACUUUUCGAAUAUAUUAUUAUUAUUCUUUCUUCAUUCUCUCUUUGACAGUUGUCCUGCUACUCAUGAACGCACUGUUCACAUGCCUAUAUAAUAUUAUAUACCUAUGUACAUAUACCUAUAUGGCUGUAGAAUAACUUUACCUUCAUAUCACUUUUUGAUGUUUGAAUAAAUCGUGAACUUGUUUGUUAAUGUUCAGUAAGUUACAUUAACCGGUUCCGCCUACAAUAUCCAAGCUCCCAUUCACUGACCAAUAAGAAGUUUGUUGGGGGAGGUGUGGUCACUGGCGUAAAUCCGUGUUGAUGGGUGGGGGG